AGGUAGAAUCGGCAGGUUAAACACGUUGUUACGUUCGCCUUGUGUGGACACACCCGCUGGUGGGAGGGGUCUAGCUUGCUCCACCCCCUGAGCGGCUUGAGUUGGGUAUGUCGCCUUUUUUGACGCCUGUCACCUCAACCCACCACUUGGUGGCGCCCUGCACUGACUGGAAAUGUGCAUAGGCUGGUGGUCAACUCGAGUACUGCAUUAACAUUAAUGUAUUUACUCCUCCACCAGGGGGCGCACUGAUCACCACGAAUUACCUUUCUGUGCAUGUUAUUGUUGAGGGGAGGGGAAAUAGAGGGGGAGUAACUAGUAAGUCUACACCUAUCUGAAUUUGGGAUGCUCUGUCGCCCCCGUCUGUCUGGUUAGUGAUAUAUAUCACUGUAGGCCAUGACCCUGUCCUAGUGGCUGAUAACUAGCGUGUAUUCAGUUGCUAGGUGCCCUGCAGGGCCGGGUACUAGGAGCCGUGGGGUAUAAUUGGCUCCCGAACUACAACUCCCAUCGUGAAGGGUUGGCUAAUGAUUUGGCUGCCUUCCUCGUGCCUCAUUAACCUCUCGUUACCCUGGGUGGUGCUAGGUUUGAGAUUGUGUAAGCCCCGCAGGUUGUUCCCAUGUUGGGUGUGCCUGUACCCAAAGCUGACAGCAUCUAAGGACCUUAGUCAUUAGUGCAUGACACCAACUGCAGCAUUCUGAUACGCUUUAUAUUCAAAUUCCUCAUCCUUUUCAAGAUCACUGCUUGCUGUCAGUGAGUGGGGGGCGUUCUUGUUUGCCUCCAGCGGCUGAAAACCUUCACAGACCCAGUAAUUGGCACGGCGGAGCAUCUGUCACAAUUGUAUCCAGCCUUGACUGAUCCAUUAUAUCAAUUGAUGUUUCCAUUCACUGACAGAUAAAGUAUACGUUAAUCGAUGAGCAGGACAUCCCGCUGGUGGACAACUAUUCAUUUGAAGCUCGGAUGGAGGUGGACGCUGACGGGAACGGUGCGAAGAUCUUCGCCUACGCUUUUGACAAGCACAAAGGCAGGGGGUCCGGGCGUCUGCUCCAUGAAUUAUUAUGGCAGAGGCAUAAAGGAGGGAUCGCUCCCGGCUUCCAGGUCCUGCACCUCAACGGCAUCACGGUGGAUAACAGACUGGACAAUCUGCAGCUGGCGCCCUGGGGCUGGAAACCGGAGGUGGAAGAAGUGUCAAGCAAGCAGAGGGAGCAGUCCCUCUAUUGGCUGGCGAUACAGCAGCUCCCCACUGACCCAAUCGAGGACUUGUUUCCACUGCUGAACGUCACCCGCUGCUACAACGCCAAUGGAGAGGUCGUCCGGGAAGAGGAGAAUUCCUGCACUUACUACGAAUGUCACUACCCCCCAUGCACCAUGAUGGAGAAGCAGUUACGUGAAUUUAAUAUAUGUGGUAGAUGCCAACUAGCAAGAUACUGUGGUACCCAGUGCCAACAGAAAGACUGGCCCGCACACAAAAAACACUGUUCUGAGAAGAUCCGGAUCAUGAACUGCGAGCCGGACCCCGAGCGGUGACUGGAGCGGCGCGGCUGUUCCAUUGCUGUACAUGCUCCAUUAUCUGUGUCCAUAGAGGCCGGGAUGUUGUGUUUUUUUGCACACGUACGAGUGACUGGUCGCAGAGGCCCAGAGGCACUGAGGAUAAUCCUGUGACGCUUGAGUUGGGGGGCGUAGGACCCUGACGCUGGACAAUGCCGCCCCGGGUGGAGCGGGGCUCCUCCAGUAUUACACACUGACUACUGUGACCGCUCCGGCCGGGGGCCCCUAAUUUAUGUCGUUUGUAAAUUUAAAGUUCUCUUGUUUAUUAUUAUUUUUUGCCGUUUUUUAUAAUGUUUUGGUCUGAGCGCCCGUCGCUCCCCGGAUAGGCGUUCUGCCGUAUAUUUUGUGCCAAUUUUUCCUUUACCAGCUCCGAGGCACAAACCACGUGGACGCAUCAAGUUUGGGAUCUGGAAUAUUAUGCAUGUAAAUUAAAAGAAAAAUAGACUGUC
Molecule: messenger RNA, 1991 nt
Organism: Bufo gargarizans (Asiatic toad)
Lineage: Eukaryota; Metazoa; Chordata; Amphibia; Anura; Bufonidae
Product: zinc finger MYND domain-containing protein 19
Exons: 6
Coding region: 955-1521 (188 amino acids)
Source: RefSeq, a predicted model, not a curated record